Messenger RNA from Puccinia triticina, 1185 nucleotides. RefSeq lists its product as uncharacterized. Bases 1 to 1185 code for a protein of 394 amino acids. Lineage: Eukaryota; Fungi; Basidiomycota; Pucciniomycetes; Pucciniales; Pucciniaceae. The transcript is spliced from 3 exons. Gene Ontology annotation, cellular component: preribosome, small subunit precursor; preribosome, large subunit precursor; nucleus. The record is from RefSeq and is a predicted model, not a curated record. Gene Ontology annotation, biological process: rRNA processing.
AUGUCAUCGUCCCCAGCAAUCCCCACAAAGCGAAAAUCGGACGGAAAACUGGGCCUGGAAUCCGGCCGCGAAACAGCUCGCAAGAGAAAAUCAUCCUCGGGCCGUUCGCAGAAAGCUUCGUUGAAGGGAGACGUGCCACCCCUCGGGAAGUUCCUUGCAAGUAAUCACAAGGCGACUAGGGAUCGAGCGGUCGAUGCUCUGCGGAAGUUUCUGAGUGGACAGGUCGGAUCUGAGGAAGACCAGUUUCAAGAUGAUCUAUUCGAUGCCCCACCUUCCGCCGAAAAAUGGGGAAUGAUUGGAGAGAGUAACGGCCGGCUGGAUGAGAUCGAACUGGCGAAGCUUUACAAGGGUCUGUUCUACUGCUACUGGAUGUCAGACAAGCCGAUCGUCCAGCAACACCUCGCCCAAGAAUUGGCAGACCUGUGUCUGAUCAUCCGGCCCGCUCGAUCCUCAGAGGAUCGUCUACUCGACCAGGUCGUCACCACCCAAACCGCCCUCUCGUUCUGGAAACAGUUUUGGGUCGCCCUGGGCUGUGAAUGGCAAGGAGUCGACAAACAUCGACUGGAUAAAUACCUCCUGUUGAUGCGCAGAUUUGUCGAAGUAGCAUUCAAGAUCCUCCAACGAGCUCAUUGGCACCCCAAAGCGAUCGAACUUUGGUCUGAAAUAUUGAAGCAAACCGUGUUGAAUGUUGCAGACUUUAAGACGCCGCAAUCGAUCACCUACCACGUCAGCGACAUCUUUCUUGAAGAACUCAACCGGGUGCUUGAAAAGCGACCCGACCGACCAGCCCCGAUCAUCCCACUCCUCGCCCCACUGAUCCAUGGACUCUCACAAUCCCGUCCAGGAACAGCCACGUUUCGAAAGAUCCUUGAGAAUGUCUUCGAGCCACUGUUUGCAAACCUCGAACUAUUCCUCUCAGAGCGAACCAAGAUGCCGAAGAGUUCGACGAUCGACAUCUACCCUACCUUCGAGACCAGCCUGCUCUCUUCCACCGAACAGCCAGCCACCUCACCUCCCCGGACUGACUGCCAGGCCAUCCGAACCGACCUCCUGUCCUUGCUGUUCCAAGCUGGCUCCGACCCUCUCUGUUCAGAUUCCAACCGGAAGAAGAUUUACAACUAUUGGCAUACCCAGCGCGGGAUUGAUGACGAAGAGGAAGCCGACCCGACGGACGAAGGCAAAUAA